Lucilia cuprina (Australian sheep blowfly) is the source of this 3393-nucleotide messenger RNA. RefSeq names its product protein shuttle craft (gene stc). Gene Ontology annotation, molecular function: DNA-binding transcription factor activity, RNA polymerase II-specific; zinc ion binding; RNA polymerase II transcription regulatory region sequence-specific DNA binding. Gene Ontology annotation, biological process: negative regulation of transcription by RNA polymerase II. Lineage: Eukaryota; Metazoa; Arthropoda; Insecta; Diptera; Calliphoridae. The record is from RefSeq and is a predicted model, not a curated record. Bases 1 to 3393 code for a protein of 1130 amino acids. The transcript has 4 exons. Gene Ontology annotation, cellular component: nucleus.
AUGAACAGUUAUGACAAGGCUUAUUCAAAAAAGUACUUCAAUCCUUCUCAACCCCAAUAUCCAUUUGCCAACUAUAACAAUAACAGCAGUGUAUUCACCGAUGGUCUACAAAACUACAAUAUAAAUCCUAUAGCAACAUCUACAGUAGCCGUCAAUCCUCCAACAUCAACUGGUAACCAAAAUUAUUAUGAUAAUCCUAAUUCAUAUGGUAACUUUAAUACUAAUGGCACAACUUACUAUGCCAAUCCUUUUGCUACUGGUUUUGACUUCAACAAUACGAAACUGCAAGCCAAUGCUCCAGAAUUUGUGCCAAGAUUUGAUAAACUUUCGUUGAACGAAACAAAUCAAGAAGCUAAUCAACAAAAUCAUAGUCAACAGGCUAAAGAAACUGAAAAUUCAAAUGGCAAUUCUAAAGAAGAUUUUAAUAAAAAUGAAGGAAGUGAAGCCAAAGAAAAAACAAAAAAUUUGGAUUCUAGCUUUGAGAAGGAAGAAAAACGUCAGCAACAAAGACAUGAACGUUCUCGUGGCAAUAAUCGUCAUCAGAAUAAACAUGAUAAGGAAAAUAAUAAAAGAAACAAUAAUCGUUUGGAAAAGAAUAUGGAAAGAUUUUCGCGAAAUUUGCAAGAGAAACAACAAAAUAAUGAUUCAGCCUCGAAUUCGAAUUCUUCCACCCCCUCGUUGACAAUGAAUGGCAGAGGAGAACGUGAACAGCAGCAACAACAACAGCAAGCGGGUGUAUCUAAAGCAACAGGAGCUUUUAGUAAAAAUCAACGUGGUUCCAUAAAUGGCAACAAUAAUGAGAGACAAAGAAAUCAAGAUAAUCAAGACAAGGCUAACGGUGAAAAGAACAAUUUCAAUAAACGUUAUCAGAACGGCAGACGUUCACAAGAUUUUGUGGAACGUGAGGAUCGUUAUGAACGUUACGUAGAUCGUGGUGAACGUUCUGAACGUGGCCAUAAUCAACGUAAUCAACAGCGCAAUGAUUAUCAUCAACGUUAUGAUAAUUAUCGCAGUAAUAAGCGACGUGAUGAUUGGAAUCGUAAUCGUGAUCGUAUAAAUGGUUUUCGUGUAGAGGAAAAGUACUCCAAUGAUAAUGGUAAAGAUAGUCCUUUGGCAUCGCCUGAAAAGAGGUCUCCGAAAAAGUCUUAUGACAAAGAAAAUGAAAAGCUUUCACAAAGAGAAAAAUUAAUAAGAGAUAUUGAAACUAGACGUUUGGAAUGUUUAGUUUGUGUUGAGCCCAUCAAGGCUCAUCAGAGUGUUUGGUCUUGUCAUAAUUGCUAUCAUAUACUACAUUUGCAGUGUAUAAUAAAAUGGGCCUCGUCCUCGAUAUCUGACGACGGUUGGCGUUGUCCUGCCUGUCAGAAUGUGGAAAAAGAAGUUCCUCGUGAUUACUAUUGUUUCUGUGGUAAAUUAAAGAAUCCCAUAAAUAAUCGUCAAGACAUAGCUCAUUCAUGCGGUGAAGUAUGUGGACGUGUAGAGGGCUGUGCUCAUGCCUGUACUUUGCAGUGUCAUCCUGGUCCCUGUCCUCCAUGUCAGGCUCAGGUAAAGCGUGAAUGUGGUUGUGGCAAAACUUCGAAAAUUAUGCAAUGUUGCUUAAAGGAAACCAUAGAAUGUGAUUCGACUUGUGAGAAACUAUUGAAUUGCGAAUUGCACACUUGUCAGGAGAAAUGUCAUGAGGGAAAAUGUCCCGCCUGUAAGGAGAAGGUUGAUCAAAAGUGUCACUGUGCUAAACAAGAAAGACAAGUGACUUGUACACGCGAAUCACAUGAUAAACACAACUAUUCAUGUGGUAAAAUUUGUGGCAAAAAUUUAACAUGUGGCAAUCAUCAGUGUAAAGACAGUUGCCAUCCCAAUGAAUGUAGACCCUGUAAAUUGAGUCCUGACAAUGUCACCUCUUGUCCUUGUGGCAAAAUGCCUAUUAUGGCUGAACAACGUAAAUCCUGUUUAGAUCCUGUACCCGUUUGUGAGGGUGUCUGCGGUAAGACUUUAAAAUGUGGCAAAGCUACCAAUCCUCAUCACUGUACGGCCAAAUGUCAUUUGGGCAAUUGUCCUCCUUGCAAUAAACAAACUGCAGUCAAGUGUCGCUGUGGCCAUAUGGAUCAAAUGAUAAAAUGCCGCCAGCUAUCGACUAGAGCCGAUGAUGCUAGAUGCAAGAAACGCUGUACGAAAAAACGUUCCUGUGGCAAGCACAAGUGUAAUCAAGAGUGCUGCAUAGACAUCGAUCAUUUCUGUCCACUGCCUUGUAAUUAUACGCUUUCUUGUGGCAAGCACAAGUGUGAUCAACCCUGUCAUCGCGGCAAUUGUCCGCCUUGUUAUCGUUCCUCUUUCGAAGAGCUCUUCUGUGAGUGUGGUGCUGAAGUUAUCUAUCCUCCUGUCCCCUGUGGCACAAAACGUCCCGUUUGUAAACGCCCCUGUUCGCGUAAACAUCCCUGCGAUCAUCCGCCACAACAUAACUGCCAUUCAGCAGCCACAUGUCCUCCCUGUAUGAUGUUCACUACGAAAUGGUGUUUUGGUCACCAUGAACAACGUAAAACUAUACCCUGUUCUCAGCAAAGUUUUUCCUGUGGUUUGCCCUGUAAUAAACCAUUGCCUUGUGGUCGCCACAAGUGCAUUAAGACUUGUCAUGAGGGUCCGUGUCAAGUACCCGGUGAGAUUUGCAAACAAAGUUGUACUACUGCCCGUUCUACAUGUGGGCAUAAGUGUAUGGCUCCCUGUCACAAUGGUGAUUGUCCUGAGAAUCCCUGUAAAGAGAUGGUUGAAGUUCAAUGCGAAUGCGGCAAUCGCAAACAAAUGCGCACUUGUGCCGAAUUGGCACGUGAAUUCAGUCGUAUCGCUACUGCCCAAUUGGCUUCUUCCAUGGCUGAAAUGCAACGUGGCAACUAUAUGGAACUAUCGGAAAUCUUAGCUCCCGUCAAACUCUCUGGUAAAUCAACUAAAACUUUAGAUUGCAACGAAGAAUGUCGUCUACUCGAACGUAAUCGUCGCUUGGCUAUUGGUCUACAAAUACGUAAUCCUGAUUUGCCACAAAAACUCUUAACAAAAUAUUCUGAUUUUAUACGUAACUUUGCUAAACGUGAUCCAGCUUUGGUCAAGUCCAUACAUGAAGCUCUAACCACUCUAGUAAAAUUGGCCAAAGAAAGUAAACAAAAAUCACGUUCUCACUCGUUUCCCACCAUGAAUCGUGAAAAACGUCAGCUAGUACAUGAAAUGUGUGAAAUGUUUGGUGUCGAAUCAGUGGCCUAUGAUGCUGAACCGAAUCGUAAUGUGGUAGCUACUGCUUUUAAGGAUAGAUCUUGGCUUCCUGCUACUAGUAUUAUGGAAGUAAUGGCUCGCGAGGCUGGUCAAAGACGUGUACCAGUACCGAGUAAUAAUGCCUGGGGUUUAAAAAGAUAA